Macadamia integrifolia is the source of this 1612-nucleotide messenger RNA. RefSeq lists its product as uncharacterized. Lineage: Eukaryota; Viridiplantae; Streptophyta; Magnoliopsida; Proteales; Proteaceae. Bases 132 to 1475 code for a protein of 447 amino acids. The record is from RefSeq and is a predicted model, not a curated record. The transcript is spliced from 6 exons.
UUUUUUUUAAAAUUUUCGUCGUCUAUAUAUUGUAUUCCUUUACUCCCCCUCCUCUAGUGCUGUCCUCCUUACUUCAACUUCUCCUUCUAAAUCCCAACCUCUCCGGCAAAAUCUCCCCGACGACGGCGACCAUGGACGAAUCAUGGCGGAUGAGAAUGGGAAUGAACAUCCCUCGUCGAAGAUCCACCGAAGAAACCUCAUCAGAUCGCAUGAGACGAUCCAUUUUCGGUCUCGAAGCAUCUGCCGAUUCCUCACAAACCUUAAAGCCUGAAGACUUCCAAGACGUCUUCGGAGGUCCACCUCGCAGCAUUCUUUUCCGUCAAUUCUCGGGUGAAUUGACGGCUGCUGCUAACAGGUCGGGGACUUCGGAGUCUUUCUACGAAGAGAUUUUCCGGUCGCCGGAAUCUUAUGUUCCGGAUAGGUUCGGUAGAAACCUUCCGGUGUUCAGAAUUCCGUCGUCUCGUCGAGGAGCAGUAGGAGGUUUCAGGAGAAGCGAUGGAUUUUAUGAUGACAUAUUUGGAUCGGACGAUGAUCGGAGGACAAGAUCGCGAUCGAAGUCGGAAUCAAAAUCAAAGUCGAAGUCGAAAUCGAAGUCGAAAUCGAAUUCUUCGUCGGUGUUGAGUUCGGAGGAUUUGAGUCCUCUUCGUCCUCCCAUUGCAGAGGACGUUGGCUUCUCUUCCUUCGCAUCCAAGCUCAGAAAAAAGGUAGGGGGAGGAGGACAGAGCCAGCGACAACGUCAGAGCUCCCUAUGUUUCUCUCUUCUCCACCAAAUAAGGCCGAUCAAUGUUCCUUGUAGAUGGAAUUCAUUGUCAGCGACACCUGAAGAACAGCAGAAGAGACCUGGGAUUUCAGCAAUUCCAUGCAACCGUGUUUCUUACAUGGACUUCCAAUUGACAGACAACAUCUCCCACGAGAGUUUCAGAAGCACCCACUUCGGAUUUUCAAGACGGGUUCCAUCACCAGAAUCCAUUAAUGUAGAACCCAUUCCGUACCAAAGAACUAAGAUGUCAGUAGAUAAUGUAGAAGACAUUGAUUCUCCUCACUCUGCAAUCUCUUCACUUUGUCGAGAAACAGAGGCAAAACCCAACAUUCAGGGUAAAGAAUUGGACGACCAAGAAGAAGAUGAAGUUAUGAGCUCUUAUGUUAUUGAGAUCACUUCAAACAAGAUGGAAGCAACAGAUGGGGUAGUGGAUGAAGCAAUUGCAUGGGCCAAAGAGAAGUUUUUGACUCAUAGCUUAGAGGAGUUGGAACGAUGUGAUCAGAAUAACAGAGACCACAAUUCAGAAAAAGAAGAAAGGCGUAUCAAAUUGGACCAACGAAUGGAUCCAGCUGAAAGAAUGCAAUUCCUUACGGCCCUUGAAGGACCGAAGGAGUGGACAAUGGGUGAGAGAAAACUACCGUCAGAAAAAGAUGAGCAGCAUAUUCAGUGCACGAGGCUGCCAUUACAGGAUCUAAGGAAGGUCAUAUUUACAUAAGUCUUACCCCAGCUUCGUGGAGGGGCUGUUUCUUAACUCAAACCCCCCCCCCCCCCCCCACUAGGUUGCUAUGAAACAAUCUUACUCUUGUAUCGAGGCCUGUUCUAUUUUAAUAAAAUAAUUUGUGAUUAUUCUUA